UGCCGACCGCCCGCCGCCCCACCCACACAGUCCGGCAGUCGUGCGUGGCCCGCACACGCCACCGCCGCCAUGGGCUCCUGAGGCAAGAAACAGCAAUCUGUGCCCUGGAGGCCCUUGUGCUGCAGCCAGCCAGCCAAACAAGCUCACCUACACCUGCAGAGGAGGCACAGGCCUCAGGUUAGCUCAUCACUUAUUCCCAGGGGUUCUCUCAGGGAGCCCCCUGCUGCUAGGCACCAUGACGGUGAGGGGGGCCGCACUGGCCCCGGAUCCAGCAUCGCCCACGACCGUGGCAGCCUCGCCCAGCAUCUCCGAGAUCCCCGAGGGCAGCCCCACAGCCAUGGAACAGCCUGUGUUUCUGAUGACGACUGCAGCUCAGGCCAUCUCCGGUUUCUUUGUUUGGACAGCUCUUCUCAUCACCUGUCACCAGAUCUACAUGCACCUGCGCUGCUACAGCUGCCCCAACGAGCAGCGCUACAUCGUCCGCAUCCUCUUCAUCGUGCCCAUCUACGCCUUUGACUCCUGGCUCAGCCUCCUCUUCUUCACCAACGACCAGUACUACGUGUACUUCGGCACUGUGCGAGACUGCUACGAGGCCUUGGUCAUCUACAAUUUCCUGAGCCUGUGUUAUGAAUACCUCGGGGGAGAAAGUUCCAUCAUGUCAGAGAUCAGAGGGAAGCCCAUCGAGUCCAGCUGUAUGUAUGGCACAUGCUGCCUCUGGGGAAAGACUUACUCCAUUGGAUUCUUGCGGUUCUGCAAGCAGGCCACCCUGCAGUUCUGCGUGGUGAAGCCGCUCAUGGCUGUCAGCACCGUGAUCCUGCAGGCCUUUGGCAAGUACCGGGACGGUGACUUUGAUGUCGCCAGCGGCUACCUGUACGUGACCAUCAUCUACAAUGUGUCCGUCAGCCUAGCCCUCUAUGCCCUCUUCCUCUUCUACUUCGCCACACGGGAGCUGCUCAGCCCCUACAGCCCCGUCCUCAAGUUCUUCAUGGUCAAAUCGGUUAUCUUCCUCUCAUUCUGGCAAGGCAUGCUCCUGGCCAUCCUGGAGAAGUGCGGGGCCAUCCCCAAGAUCCACUCAGCCCGAGUGUCAGUGGGUGAGGGCACCGUGGCUGCUGGCUACCAGGACUUCAUCAUCUGCGUGGAGAUGUUCUUCGCAGCUCUGGCCCUGCGGCACGCCUUCACCUACAAGGUCUACGCCGACAAGAGGCUGGACGCGCAAGUGCCAACAUAUGGUCCUUACGGCCGCUGCGCCCCCAUGAAGAGCAUCUCCAGCAGCCUCAAGGAGACCAUGAACCCGCACGACAUCGUGCAGGAUGCCAUCCACAACUUCUCGCCUGCCUACCAGCAGUACACGCAGCAGUCCACCCUGGAGCCCGGGCCCACCUGGCACGGCGGGGCCCACAGCCUCAGUGCUGCCCGAGACACUGAGAAGACUCUCCUGCUCAGCUCUGAUGAUGAGUUCUAAGUGCGACUGCUGCUGGGAAGGAUUGGCCCUUGGCCCAGGGCAGGGUGUGCCCCCUCCAGCCUCAUGUCCAGGCCAGGAAGCAGGCUGGCAGCUUUGGCAUUGCCCUUUAAUUUAUUGGACCAGAGACACUCACAUAUCACUUCCAGAGGAACAGUCAGUCGCUGUUUGCUGAGAGAACAGCCCAGGCUCACCUUGGAGCCUUCAGGAAUAUUUAUACCAGGCCAAGCCAGCACUGCCCGGGCGCGGAGCAGAGGACACUGGGAGCAACUCCUGUGCCCCUGCCGCUAUUCCUGCGGUGGCCGCUUGUUGGGACCAGCCGUGCCCCCGAUCCAGAUGCUUGUGUUGUGGGCCAGCAGCCGGCCUUCUCAGCUCUGUCCCCAGGUCACAGUGUGCAAUACAGCUCUUCCCUACCUGUUUCCUCCCCUGUGCCCCUGUCCAUGCUGGAUUAGCCUCGUCUGGGCAGGAGGAGGGAGGGGGACAUGGGAGCUCUCUGAGCCCCCUCCUGACCGGGGCCUGCCUGGCAUGCUGCAAGGACCAGAGCCAGACACGAAGAGCCACUAGGAUCCACUAGGUGCCUCUGGCCCCUCUUCUGUUGGUGUGGCCUCUCCAAGCAGGGGUCCCUGAGCCCCUGGGUGUCCUCUCCGUGGCUGCACCUCUGUCUCAUGCCCUUUCCUCCUGGCCUGCUGAGGACCGCUAGCAGCCCGCGCUGUCCCCCACGUGGCGUCUGUCUUGAGAGCACCUGCGGCGGAGCCCUUACUGCCCAGCUGCUCCCAGGGUCUGGGCUCCCACCUUCCUUCCCAGACAGCACUCAGGACCUGUGCUGUGUCCUGGUCUCUCCUGGGGCUUCUCCCCCCCAUUUCAGGGAAAGAGUCUGAGUCUCCACGUUUCAGACCAGCUUCCAAAGGACGCAGUUCUGUGGGAGGGAGGACGAAGGGCUGGGGCACGCAGCCGAGGCCCUGGCCCCAACCCACACAGGGCCUGGUGUCCUGCCUCAUCCGGCCCCCCAGCUCGUCUCUUCUGUGCCUUAGUCACAUAUGAAAGCUCCCCCUCCCUAGGCCCUCAGUCUAUCCCAGACACCCCUGGGGGCUUCCCGUUACACUACUGGCACUCGGAGGGUCCUGCAGUGCUGGGCCAAGCACCCUUGGACAGGCCUCAGGGGUGGCCAGGACUACCAGUCCCUACCCCUGCCCACCUCCCCACCCAUAUACCUGGAGCCUCCCAGGGCCAGAGCCGCCAUGCAGGCUGGGCGCACAUUGGCCACUGUCUUAGGAAGAGGCUCUCGAUGGACACUGCUUGUUUGUACAGGCCGAGUGUCCAUCCCCAGAUAGCACCUGGGUUUGGGCUGCAACAGCCUGGGGAGGGGGACGGUGAGGGAGCAGGGCCCUGUGGCUUCAGGACUUCACUGUAAAUCUCCUGGCCGCUCCUGGAAUGAACUGUGCCGAGGGUCGAGGGUCAGGUGGGGUUCCAUCCCAGGAAACUUUCCGGGCACUUGGCUCUUGUGACCAAGCCAGUCCCUGGGGGAGACAGGCCUGCUUGUGGGGUACUGGAGGCCAACUUCCGGGCUCCUGUCUGGUGGGCUUGGCCAGUUAGUACCAAGCUGCCUGGGAAGGCAGCAGGUUGGUGCAGGCUGUCCUAGAACAACCUCUGUCCCCACUCCCACCAUUUCCCUUCACAAAUCUGUUUCUCUGAUUCUCCUUCCAGGCCAAAGUGUGUGGCUGACUCCCUGCCCCCACUCUCUGCAGACCCUGGCACUUGCCCGCAGCUCAGUGGCAGGGAACCAGCGGCCCCUGGGGAGAUGGGGGCUGGGAACGCGUGCCUGCCCAUGUCACCCCUACUUCCUAGGAUUUGUAACCUACCUUGUCUUUUUUUUCCCAAUAGAGUAGUUCUUUGUACAUAAAAAAUACUUGAAAAAUUAACUGUAUGAUGUAUGAGAAGACAGAGUCCCCUAGUUUUGUAUUUUGUGAAUGACUGCCAUGAGUUCCACCAGAAAGUCGCUCUAUUUUGGUCUCUGUGACAUUUUAAAUGCGUGACAGAAGUGAGCAAAUAAAGUGAGAAAGAAAUAUAUA
Molecule: messenger RNA, 3528 nt
Organism: Molossus molossus (Pallas's mastiff bat)
Lineage: Eukaryota; Metazoa; Chordata; Mammalia; Chiroptera; Molossidae
Gene: TMEM184B
Product: transmembrane protein 184B
Exons: 11
Coding region: 236-1462 (408 amino acids)
Biological process (GO): transport
Molecular function (GO): transporter activity
Source: RefSeq, a predicted model, not a curated record